This is a messenger RNA of Anopheles moucheti, 5047 nucleotides long. Its product is annotated as mediator of DNA damage checkpoint protein 1-like. Bases 129 to 4319 code for a protein of 1396 amino acids. Gene Ontology annotation, cellular component: MLL3/4 complex. The record is from RefSeq and is a predicted model, not a curated record. The transcript has 6 exons. Lineage: Eukaryota; Metazoa; Arthropoda; Insecta; Diptera; Culicidae. Gene Ontology annotation, molecular function: protein binding.
ACGCAAAACAAUCCAGUCGUUUUUUGUUAUUCGUGUAAUUUCGCAGUGCUUUCGCGAAAAUACUUGAUUGAAGUAAUCGUCGUUAAUCGUACUGUGUUUUUCAUCAGAACAUACAUUCGAUUUGCAACAUGCAUUUGAAUGUCCAAGGGACGAAGUAUCCCAUCCGGCCGGGAAUUAACUUAAUCGGUUCUGUACAAAACAAACGCUACAACACGAUACUGCUGCAGGACAGGAGUAUCUGUCCCAUGCAUGCCGGUCUGCGUCUUGAUGCUGCCACAGAAAAACUGCAAAUUACGGAUCUCUGCUCGUUUCACGGGGUAACUGUUGACCAGAAAUCCAUUGAUCCAAUAACCUGGAUCGACAUCACUACACAUAGUCGACUGCAUUUGGGCGACCUGCUUGCUUCCGUUGAAGUAGAUCAUAAGCGCAAAGCUGAUGACGUUGCACUCUUGCAAGACGAAGACUCAACGUCAGAUGUUAUCGACUGUAGUCUUGACGAAACACAGCCUCUUCCCAGAAACAGACAAAAUGCACAUACUGCGGUUAGUGCGUUGGGAACUUUUGGAAGAAGAUCUUCGCUGCUUGAAACAGUCGCUGCUGUACACGACCCCCCUUGCUCUUCUUCAGAAAGGCGCCGCAGUAGUUUCAUGGUACCGGAAACUCAACAAAGCGAUGGCAGUAUGUUGUGUGCAAAGCCAACUGAAAUAACUGUUCCUAAUGUUGAUCACCGUUCAGAAAAGGAUGACGAAGAUGAGGAAUUAUUUUUUAUUCCAGAAACACAGCAACCGGAACAUGAACUGGACUGUCCGUCAGUGGUGAUCAAACCUAUCCUUCCCGAUACGAAGCAACAAGAACAGUUUGAAACGGAAGAAGAAUAUUUUCAAAUGACAGUGGAGGACGAUGACGACAGUAAUGAUGCGAUGUUCAACAACAAGUAUAUCGAGCAAUCACAAAAUUUGAUGCACAAUCUAGAUAUAUCUCAUAGUGGUGCUGUUGUACCUAAGGUUUCCAUUCUGCCGGAUCGCUCCGUUGAUUCGGUAUCGUUCCAGGAAUACCGUAAUACAACGGUGGAAAUGAGUCGUAUUGAAUGGAAUGACAGUAAAAAAGAUCAUGAACAAUCCAUGAUAGAUCAACGAUUGCAGCAACCAAAAAAACGAGCAGGAUCUCUGACAAAGGAGGGUAAAUUAUCCGAGGUAGCUGAUGAUAGAUCUAUCACGCCGGAACUGAAUUUUGAUGAUGAUCCUCCAGUUGAAACAAAUAUUCAUUUCAAACCCGGUUCAGAUGCAGAUCGUUCAAUUGCUGACAAUUCGGAUCCUCCGCAGCAAGCAAAUCGUUCGUCAAAGACACCUGAUUUGUGCUUCGACGAAAAGGAAAAUGAAGACGAUGUGCUUGAAAUUUCACUGAAUCAAGAAGGUUGCAUUAAAGUGAAACCGCACCAGUCUUCCUUCGAGGCGGAAAACACGAGGCACGAGUCGCAUGUAGCAAAUGUAUAUGACAUGGAAACGCAGGCUUUUGGUGUUGAUGAUCCAUACGAGCUGUUGACACAGCCUCUUCACAAAUUGGCGGAAAAACCCAAAUCAUCGGAACAGAAACUGCAAUUGAAAAGCCCAUAUGAAAUAUCAACACAGCCAUUGAUUGUAGAUAAGCCCUGUACUAGCAAACUUUCAGCGAAUUCGUCGUUUGUUACACCAAUCAACCCAAAAACCCCACGCAAAUCAGUUCACUCGCAUGAGAUUGAUUAUGCAAAUAUGCCAACGCAACAAUUUACACCUCCAGAAUUAUACAUGCAGGGCAUGGCAGGGAAAGGAUCUUCUUGCGAUAAGCAAACGUGUGCUGUAGCGCAUGACAAAUGCAAUGAAACUCCAGAAAUUGAUUAUGCAAAUCUACCAACACAGCAAUUUACCUUUUCAGAAUUACUAAACCAACCUGCGAUUGUACCUAAAGAAAGCCAUAAGGAUCCCUUGCCAACUUCUGCUAUAAUGAUAGAUGACGAUGAUUUACUGACACAACCGUUAAGUCCUCCAAAAAAUAAUAUGGAUCUUCCCGUUUUAUAUGGGAAAGUUAAGAACAUACCCAGCAUUUCAGCAGCAUGUACAGCGUAUGAUUUGGAUACACAACCAUUAAACCCUCACAUGGAAACGAACAAUGAAAGGAUCGUCAAGAAAAAACCAGUCCUCAAGCUAGUGGACAUUAAAACAUGCCAUUUGUCGGACCCGAUUGAUUCUCAGUUGAUGGAGAUAGUGAGUGAUGUAGAUGAAAAUAUGUACGACCUUGGCAAGCUCAAACUUUUGGAAAAUGGCACAUUGCUCGAGAAUGAAAUUACUCAAUUUAAUCCACAAAUAAAUAGUACUACGCACUUGUCACAUGGGCAACAAGAAGAAGGACAACCACACAUGGAACCGUGCAUAGAAAUAUCAUCAUCAUCAUCAUCUAAUAAGGAAAACAGCACGAAAGCAGUAGAUGAAAAAACCGAUGAUUCGUUCGAUACGGAAGAUGAAUUGUGCUUGGCAGCAACUAUUCCGAUCAGUGCUCUAUACCCACCGAAAAUGACAGCAGAAUGUGUAGAAAAGGCCGAUGACGAAGAACCGACAAGCAUGUUUAAAAUACCGCUCAAGAAAACAGACACACUAGCCACUCCCAAAGCCAUAAGAAAUAGGAAAUGCAGUAAUGCGGAGAUGACAGAAUUUCUCACUCCAGAACAUCCGAUGUUAUUCUUACCGAAAGCCGAUUGCAUCCGCUCAGUGUCGGAACAAAUGCGCGAGCAAAACAUCCUUCGUGCAAUCACCGCCAAGGGGAAACCAAAGUAUCAUUUUAAUGAUAGCAGCAGUAGCAGCGGUGAUGAUGAUGAUGGCCCUUCCGAUCGACAGUUGUUUAAGAAAACGAAUGUAAGUGCUGCGUUGGAGAAAGAGUUAGAAAAUGUACGAGAAGCUGGAAAGUUGAAGAAGCAGCAAGCACUGACGGAUCGUAGAAAAGUGCAACCCAAAAAGGAUGACGAAGAGACAAUGUUAGUUGAACAAGUGAAGAAGCGACAUGAGGGCAGGAACAAUAGAACGGUAUCCACAAAACCAAAACCAAAAGAAGCGGAAGGAUUUGAGAAAAACCAGCCAGAUUCUCGAAAAACAUCUACCAGGCGUAAAGAAAUGAAGGAUACUGCGAAAACAUCGGAACCGAAGUCGAAAACAUCGAACAGAGGAGUGAAAGAUAAGAAAAUCACACACAGUGAAAGUACGACGGAAUCUAAGCAGGAACCUAAAUCAUCGGAAGCACGAUGCUCAACCGAUAAAAGCAAACAUUCUGAUCUUAUCCCUAAACGUGUAUCGGCGCGCAAUCGCGUAGAAACUUACAAGAAGCGAAUGCUUGAUGAAUCGGUAGACUAUUUAUCAGAGUCGACAAAGGAACGGUCUACAGUGCAAAGGUCAACUCGUGCUGGUCGAAAAAGAAAGGAUGAGUCGUCAACGGAUCGGGAGGAAAAUAGUAAUUUGGCAGUAGUCGAAACGAAACGAUAUAAAUCAGACCCAAGAGGCGCAGCUUUUGCCCCGGAAGUGGAAGUAAAGGAGCGAGCUCGAAGAGUAACCAGCCGCAUCAAGAAGGUAGUGGGAACUUCGUCUGAUUUGUUUGUGGACCAGGACAAAACGUUCAGUUUGAAAAGUGGAGUCCUAGGGCAUGAUAGUGCAACUAGCAGCACAGGAAGUGAUACUUCAUCUGUAUCGACAACACGAUCUAAUCAACCCCGAUUAAUUUUCACAAAAAUGAGCCCAGAGCCCUACCGAAAAUGUAUAGCUCGUGCUGGCGGCAAGAUAGUGGACAUGCCGGAAUUAGCAACCAUCUUAGUGACAGACCGCAUUAUUCGAACUUACAAAUUCCUGUGCAGUGUAGCGAAGGGAAUACCUAUCGUUGGUCAGUCAUAUCUGGAUGCGUUACAAAAUAGCGAUGGAAAGGAACCCAUUGAUGCAUGGAACCAUAUCUUAUCCGAUCCCGCUAAAGAGAAGCGCUACGAAUUUAGUCUACGCGACACGCUAAUGAAGGCAAAAAGGCAUAAGUUAUUUCAGGAUUAUACUGUUUUUGUUACCUCGAGCACACAACCACCACCAUCAGAGCUGUACUUAAUACUUUCGUGCGCCGGAGCGAAAAUAUCAAAGUUUAGCAGCCAACCACCGAAAGGUACGAACAAAAUGUUUGUCAUCUCCGAUCCAGCGGAUAGUGCGUCAUGGGUGAAGUACAGAGAGAAGUUCCCGGGCAUAGAAAUAGUGUCGGCGGAAGGGUUUAUGCUUUCGAUAAUGCAGCACUCAAUCAGAUUCCAGAAGUAUCGUUUGAUGUGAGGCAUUCCAAGCGUUAAGCUAAAAGUCGUUACUGUCCACCAUGCGGUUUAUUUUACUACUUUUGACGAUAAUGCGUUGAGAUUUAUUAAACCAAUAGAUCAAUUUUGUGUUUGCAUCUUUCCAAACAGUUUGUUAAGCUGGACUCAGAAAGGCUAUGAAUAGUUUGUCUUAGUUUAUUUGCAUUGUUUUGCUUUACAUAAACAUGUGCCCAUACUAAUAAAGCGCUUACAUACGAAUGUAGUUGUUCAAAGCUUUAACAAACACAAAACUAAUGAAUGACAAUGCUAAGUGCAAGUCAGCAAUUAUCACCAGUUUUCGAAAAGUAAGAUACGCUGUACCAACGUAUGAAUUUUUUUUUGUAUGUAAUAGGAGUAGCUUUUUGUUUAAUGUGUAAUGUGAAAUGUUUUGCAUGUAUCCUGCUGAAAAGAUUCGUAAAUAAGCAUCGAUAAUUGCGUCGAAAAAAUGAUUCUUUUGUAAGCUUUUUAAGUAUUCAUCACUUCAUUGUGGAUGGUGAAUCCGCGACCAGUAGUCGAUUAACGGAUCUUGGAAAUAAAUUGUUUUCUUUAUUUUUUGCAAAAUCAGAAGAUGAUGAAGGCAUACAUACUUGUAUUUCUAAAGUGUUCCUUUGUACAAAGAAUGUAAUUAAAAUAAUAUGCAAAUAUAACAUCACGUUUGAAACAUGAGUGCACACGUGGGCAGUGAUUGCAUUUUGGAAAAAAUAACAGCAA